Molecule: messenger RNA, 2646 nt
Organism: Manihot esculenta (cassava)
Lineage: Eukaryota; Viridiplantae; Streptophyta; Magnoliopsida; Malpighiales; Euphorbiaceae
Product: subtilisin-like protease SBT1.5
Exons: 1
Coding region: 123-2474 (783 amino acids)
Biological process (GO): proteolysis
Molecular function (GO): serine-type endopeptidase activity
Source: RefSeq, a predicted model, not a curated record
ACCCAGUAGGAGAUCGUAACACAUGCGGGAAUUGAAUUGAAUUCCCCGUCUCCCUCUUCCCCUCUGUCAUUUGAAAGCUGCAGACAAAGCUCACUAACGCAUACCUCUCUUCUUCUUCUUCAAUGGCUACACUUUUUCUAAUCUUCUUUCUAUCUUUUAUUUCUUCUUCGUCUUCUUCUUCUACAAAUGACCUGCCCAGAACCUUCAUUGUCAAAGUUCAGUAUGAUGCCAAGCCUGCUAUUUUCACUCUCCACAAGCACUGGUACGACUCUUUCCUUUCCUCCCUCUCCUCCUCCGAAACCACGUCUUCUUCUUCGCUUCCUGCUGAUUCCCGCGUUAUCCAUGCUUACGACACUGUUUUCCAUGGCUUUUCUGCCAAGCUUUCUCCCACUGAGGCGCUUAAGCUCCAGACCCUCCCCCAUGUCAUUGCCGUUAUCCCUGAACGUGUCAGGCACGUGCAAACCACGCGCUCCCCUGAGUUUCUUGGCCUCAAGACAACCAAUAGUGCUGGGCUGCUUAAAGAAUCAGACUUUGGAUCGGAUCUCGUCAUUGGGGUUAUCGACACAGGAAUCUGGCCGGAGCGCCAAAGCUUCAACGACAGGGACUUGGGUCCUGUUCCAGCAAAAUGGAAAGGGCUGUGUAUGAGUGGUAAAGACUUUAGUCCAGCUUCUUGUAACAGAAAGCUUAUAGGAGCUCGCUUCUUCUGCAACGGCUACGAGGCCACCAACGGCAAGAUGAACGAGUCGAUGGAGUACCGAUCUCCGCGGGACUCCGAUGGCCAUGGAACCCACACUGCUUCCAUAGCCGCCGGUCGUUACGUGUUCCCUGCUUCGACUCUCGGCUACGCCAAGGGUGUUGCUGCAGGGAUGGCACCGAAAGCUCGGCUUGCCGUUUACAAAGUAUGCUGGAUUGCUGGAUGUUACGACUCCGAUAUUCUCGCAGCCUUUGAUGCUGCUGUAAAUGAUGGAGUCGAUGUUAUUUCGCUGAGUGUGGGUGGCGUUGUAGUUCCCUAUUAUUUGGAUGCAAUUGCUAUUGGUGCAUUCGGAGCUGUAGAUCGCGGUGUCUUUGUCUCUGCCUCUGCUGGUAAUGGCGGCCCUGGUGGACUUACAGUCACCAACGUUGCUCCAUGGGUUGCCACCGUUGGUGCUGGAACUCUUGACAGGGAUUUUCCAGCUGAUGUGAAGCUUGGAAAUGGAAAGGUGAUUCCUGGUGUGAGUGUUUAUGGCGGGCCAGGUUUGGCUCCAGGGAAGAUGUAUCCUCUCAUUUACGCCGGUAGUGAAGGAACUGGAGAUGGUUACUCAAGUUCUUUAUGUUUGGAGGGUUCUCUAGAUCCCAAGCUUGUUAAAGACAAAAUUGUAUUGUGUGAUAGAGGGAUCAAUUCCAGAGCUGCCAAGGGUGAUGUUGUGAAGAAAGCAGGGGGUGCAGGAAUGAUCUUAGCUAAUGGGGUUUUUGAUGGUGAAGGUUUGGUUGCCGAUUGCCAUGUGUUGCCUGCUACUUCAGUGGGUGCAUCUGCCGGUGACGAGAUUAGAAGGUAUAUUUCUAAGGCGUCUAAAUCAAAGUCACCACCUACUGCUACUAUCGUUUUUAAGGGCACGAGACUCGGUGUUAGGCCAGCACCAGUUGUUGCUUCAUUUUCGGCUAGAGGUCCUAAUCCUGAGUCUCCUGAAAUUUUGAAACCUGAUGUUAUUGCUCCUGGUUUGAACAUUCUUGCUGCUUGGCCUGAUAAAGUUGGGCCAUCUGGUGUUCCUACUGAUAACAGAAGAACUGAGUUUAACAUUCUUUCUGGUACUUCUAUGGCUUGUCCACAUGUUUCUGGGUUAGCCGCCUUGUUAAAGGCUGCACACCCAGAUUGGAGUCCAGCAGCAAUAAAAUCAGCAUUGAUGACAACUGCUUAUACAGUUGAUAAUCGCGGAGAAAUAAUGCUUGAUGAAUCCACAGGGAAUACUUCAACUGUGAUGGAUUUUGGUGCUGGUCAUGUUCAUCCACAGAAGGCUAUUGAUCCUGGGUUAAUCUAUGAUAUGUCAACAUUUGAUUAUGUGGAUUUUCUAUGCAAUUCAAAUUACACAGUUAACAACAUCCAAAUUGUGACAAGGAAGACUGCAGAUUGCAGUGGAGCAAAAAGGGCAGGCCAUGCAGGGAACUUGAACUACCCUUCAAUGUCUGCUGUGUUUCAACAAUAUGGGGAGCAUAAUAUGUCCACUCAUUUUAUUAGGACAGUGACUAAUGUUGGGGAUCCAAAUUCUGUGUACAAAGUUACAAUUAAUCCACCCAGUGGGAUUCUGGUGACAGUGCAACCAGAGAAGCUUGUGUUCAGAAGGGUGGGACAGAAAUUGAGCUUCCUUGUUAGAGCAGAAACCAUGGCAGUGAAGCUUCCACCUGGGGGCUCAAGCCAGAAGAGUGGUUCUAUAAUUUGGUCAGAUGGGAAGCGCACUGUCUCCAGCCCUUUAGUCGUGACAUUGCAGCAACCUCUUUAGGUUAGGAAUUUUUUGCUGUAUUUUCUAUUAUAGGUUUUUAUAUAUUAUCUGUUUAUGUAUAAAGGGAAUGCAUGAGGCGUUUUCUAUAUCAGAAAGCGAAUGGAGUUGGGAUUUCUAUGCAGAUUGAAUUAAUGUACAAUUUCCUAGCAAUAGAAUCUUCAACUAAUUCCAA